Nematolebias whitei (Rio pearlfish) is the source of this 3960-nucleotide messenger RNA. RefSeq names its product lysine-specific demethylase RSBN1L. Gene Ontology annotation, cellular component: nucleus. Bases 3 to 3773 code for a protein of 1256 amino acids. The transcript is spliced from 9 exons. The record is from RefSeq and is a predicted model, not a curated record. Lineage: Eukaryota; Metazoa; Chordata; Actinopteri; Cyprinodontiformes; Rivulidae.
AGAUGGCUGACUUGCAGGGCUCUGUUCACUUCCACGGAGCUGCUGCCGUUGGCUCCGUCAAUAGUGCACUCGCUAAUCCGACUGAGGCGAAGGGAGCCCCGAACAACCGCUCGCAAUCUCGAGAUUUCAGCCCGCCGCCAUCAAAGAAGGUCCGAGUCGAGGAGAAGUCGAGCGUUAAACCCAGGAAACUCGGCAGGGACGGAGGUGUGGGGAGCAACGGUAGCGGGAAAGAGAAACUCCAGCAGACCACGAAGCAGCACAGUUACGGCAGCAACCCGGGCUUGUGGACCUUUAGCCAGGCUAAGACGAGCAGCAGCAGCCACCCUCCGGUGCCUGCUACUGGCGGAUCCCAGACAUCGGCAGGCGCACACAAAGUCUUCAAACAGAGCGAUUUCUUCCUCCACAAGGCGCCUUCUUCCUCGAAACCCAAGAGUAAAGAUAAACAAGGAGAGAAGGGGAAGGGAGGCGGGGAGGAGAAAAAGAAACAUAAACUGUUGUUGACCUCCGCACCCGGGAGUAACGUUAAUAAUAACAACGAUGUUCGUGGAUUUAACAACAUUUCUGCAGUGAAGAGGGAAAAUGGGGAGGUCGUGUUACCAGCCCACGAACACCCCACCAAGGAUCAGGCAAAGGAGAGAGAGAAGAAAAGGGUCAAGGAACGAGAGAAAGAAAAGGAGAAGAAGCACAAAGUGAUAAAUGAGAUCAAGAGGAAGAACGGAGAAGUCAAGCAGCCGAUUAAAGAGGAAAAAGAUGAAGCAAAGAUCAACUCCGAGGAGCUGCAAAUUAAAAAGGUGAAGAAGAAAAAGAAGAAGAAACACAAAGACGGAGAGAAGCACAAGCGAGUGAAGAUGUACCACCGCUCUUGCCAAACCGUCUGUGGCGGCCUGCUUUCGUCCACCAACUCGUCCUCCUUCUCUGAACUGACGAACAACUCCUCUCCGUCAGUUUUUAAGUCUCCUCCGCUUUUUCACCCUCCACCCAACAACAAAGACUCUCAUCUCAGGCCCUCCUCGCCUGCUUCUGCCUCUAAAUCUAUUUGUAACUCAUCAACUUUACACAACUCCGUCAGCUCUCCGUCAGCCAAGACCCCCUUCCCAACAAAACCCAACUCGCAGCGCACCUAUCCUGGGAUGGUGGGGCUGGAGUUUGCUCCGUACAUUCAUAUAGAGACCCAGCCUAACGGGGGAGCUCUGGUGGCCCAUGCCUAUGCCUCCCAGCUUUCUUCUCUGUCUGCGGAUCAAAGGCAGAGAUUUGCCCAAGAGUUUGUCACUUUGGCAUUCAGCGAGGAUGCAUCAAAGGCAGCUCAUUACGUCAUGACGAUUGUUCACGGAGAAGCAAAGUACCUACCGGACUUCUUGGAUUACUUCUCCAUCAAGUUCCCGUCGGCUCCUGUCAAAAUGGAAAUUCUAGGAAAGAAAGACAUAGAAACCACCACUAUGGUUAAUUUCUACUCUCAGGUCAAGAGAACUUACAGUCAUGGCACGUACAGAGCCGGGGCAAUGAGACAAGUCAGCCUGGUUGGAGCCAUUGACGAGGAGGUCGGGGAUUAUUUCCCAGAAUUCCUCGGCUUGCUGGAGGAGUCCCCCUUCCUCAAGCGGACUCUUCCAUGGGGGACUCUCUCCAGUCUCAGAGACAUGAAUCCCACCGAGAGCGACGAUGGUCCAAUCAUGUGGGUCAGACCAGGAGAGCAGAUGAUACCUGUAGCUGAUAUACCGAAGUCUCCUUUUAAAAGGAAGCGCUCCACUAAUGAAGUGAAGAACCUGCUACAAUCUCUGCCCAGAGCCAGCGAGCCCAGAGAGGUGCUGUUCGAGGACCGGACUCGAGCUCAUGCUGAUCACAUCGGGCAGGGUUUCGAGCGUCAGACCACAGCAGCCGUGGGGGUGCUGAAGGCUGUCUGCUCCGUGGAAAGCCCGGAGCCGCCUCGUGUAACCAAAGAUGUUGUGUGUUUCCAUGCUGCCGACUUCCCUUAUGUAGUUCAGAGACUUCAGUUGGACUUGCACGAACCCCCUCUGUCUCAGUGUGUGCAGUGGGUGGACGAUGCUAAACUGAACCAGUUGCGGCGAGAGGGCAUCCGAUACGCUCGUAUUCGCCUGUGCCACGAUGACAUCUACUUCAUCCCCCGAAACGUCGUCCACCAGUUCAAGACGGUGUCUGCCGUCUGCAGCCUGGCGUGGCACGUACGCCUCCAGCGUUACCACCGAGAAGAAGAGGAGCAGCUGGAAGAGGAAGAGCAGGCUGAGCUGAAGGAAAGGGAGACGGAAGCAGUGGUUCUGGAAAACGAGGAGGAUGAAGAGAAAAGGAGAGAAGAGGAUGAGAGAAGAGUGAAGGAUGAGAUCAAGGAGGAAGAUGAGAAGGUGGCAGAAAACAGGACGUUGCCCACUGUUAAAAAGGAGGAAUCUGAGCCACCGUUGUGUGAACCUGCCCCCUCUGUGAACUCUGAUCACAAAGAGGAGACGAAGGACGACACAAAAAAAGGAAAACCUCAAGAUUCUCCUGCAAAAGUGAAAGCUGAACCUCCAACUUCUCUCUGCCUUAAUAAACUGGUGUCACCUCCUCCUCCUCUUCACAAGGACGCAAAACCCAAAGUCUCACCUAAACCUCAUCGCCAUCAUCAUCACCACCAUCAUCAUCAUAAUCAUCAGUCAGAUAGCAGGACAGCGUCUUUCUUUUCGCCUUCCAAAUUGUCCCGCUCUCCACCUUGUUCAAAGUCUUCCACCUCUGCAGGGUCUGCGGUCACGUCACGCUCUUCCUCACCAGCUGCUCACGUGUCUUCUCCACGCGCAUCUCUCUCACUGUCGGCCUCCUCUUUGUCUCUGACGAGUCCCAGGCCUGCAGUCUCGUCCUCUAGUCGUCUGUCUCCCGCUUGUCGGUCCGAACACCCGAAGGACCCCGUCCAUCUGAAGCCAGACGUCUUUUCAGACGCACGGGCUCCGGUGCAGUCAGACGUUCAGACGUCACAAACACACGGCGCCCAAACGGACACACGGACACACUCGGAGACGGAUGCAUGGGGCCGAGCGCCGGCGGACACACGGACAGUACCAGACGUGUGGACUCACAGCUCCAGCUCUGACUCCAGGACUUGUGUGGAUCUGCAGAUGCACCCUCUGCAGGACGCCACCAGACAAGGACUCUACAUGCAGCAAUACGCACCGCAGCACCUCCCCCCUCCUCACCUCCCUCAGAUGCUUCCUCCUCCCUUCCCUCCCCUCAUGUCGCAUUCCCACCUCCCCCACAGGUCUCCAGUCCUCCCCACUAAUCCCCUCCCCAGUCCCUCCUUCCCCCCUGAGCCUCAAACUCUGAACUCUUACCUCGGUCAGAGUGUGCCGCCACAUUCAGUCCACCUGAGCCACCUGCACCAACCCAACAUCACCACACAGGCUCAGACCUACUACCCACCUCCCCUUCUCCCCCCCUCCUCUCAACCAAACUCUCCCUCCCAGCCUCUCCUCUCUCAUCUCUCUUACCAGCACCAGUUUGCCAAAUCCUUCUUCCCCCCUCAGCACCCCGGCUUCACCUCUCACCCGUUCCUCCCUCCGCAGUCUUUCCUCUCGCAGCCGCCACCCGGUUCUUACCCGCUCCAGCCACAGUACCAAACCUCUGCGCCGGUGCAGGCUCCGCUUCCCCCGUCACCAUCUUUUCCUCAUCCUCCGCCUCCUCCUUCUUCCCCACCACCUCCUCCCCCUCUACCACCUCCUCCCUACCCUCAACCCUCCCCUCCUAUGUUCCCCCUUCCCCCAAGGCAUGAAGAGCAGCAGAAGCAGAUUUUAUAGUAGUCUGUACAUAGCGAUGCUAAUUUUAAACAACUGUAAAUGAGCAAGGUUUUAUUUUGGUUGUAAGACGGUGUACAAGGCACGUUCGGUGUGUCCGUGCAGACACGGUAUAAAAGCAGAGUUCAUAUAUUCCAGACCACUGGACUGAACUGGCUUGGAUUGUACUGAGGCUUUGACUGUGCACAAA